Messenger RNA from Aedes aegypti (yellow fever mosquito), 1232 nucleotides. It is a transcript of the gene Elp4, whose product is annotated as elongator complex protein 4. The transcript is spliced from 4 exons. Gene Ontology annotation, cellular component: elongator holoenzyme complex; transcription elongation factor complex; cytoplasm. Bases 64 to 1176 code for a protein of 370 amino acids. Lineage: Eukaryota; Metazoa; Arthropoda; Insecta; Diptera; Culicidae. The record is from RefSeq and is a predicted model, not a curated record. Gene Ontology annotation, biological process: tRNA wobble uridine modification.
GUCAAAAUCUCGAGUGUCUUGUUUAUCAGUUCGUAGUCGAAAGCGUUCACUGAUAAUCUCGAAAUGUCCAGCUUCGUCAAGCGCCGCGGAGCGGUCACCAUCAAAGGGACACGCGCUUCACUGCACAGCGGACAAGCCAUUCUGUCGUCUGGCAAUCCAUCUUUGGAUCACGUUUUCGGCGGUGGCUUCCCCAUUGGGUCGAUCAUAGCAAUCGAAGAGGACAAAUAUGCGAACUACUCCCGAGUGCUGACCAAAUAUUUCCUAGCCGAGGGGCUCAUCAACAGUCAUUCCACAUUUGUUGCUUCUUUGGAGGAAGAUUCAGUGCAAUUGAUGAAAAAGCUCCCUACCCCUGUGAAGGAAACCGAACCGGAGCGAACCCCCCAAAAUCAAGCCCCGGAAGAGAUGCGUAUCGCUUUCCGGUACAACAAACUCGGCGUAGUUGAUUUGGAGCAAAAGUCCAGCACCCAGUUGGGUCACUUUUUCGAUCUGUCCAAGCAAAUCGACGAAUCGGAACUUACCAAGCACGACAUCACCUACUGGGACGGUACAAAAUGCCCUGAAGCACCUUCCAAAACCUUCACCAACUCCAGCUUUCAAUCGCUGCUGGACGCAAUCCAUCUGAAAGCCAAACAGCCUCAGUUUGAUCAAUCGAACACCGAGAUCAAGGACAAGAACCUUUUGCGAAUCUGCCUCAACUCCAUCGGUUCCCCCCUUUGGUACGAUAAGAACUUCCCCUCGGACCUCGUCAAGUUCCUCACUAUCCUGAAAUCCUUUGUCCGCAACACCCUCUCCUGUUGUCUGAUAACGCUCCCAACGCACCUCUUCCACCACCUGGAAGGGGACAACCACCGUCUGUACGAUCGCCUAAUCGACCAGGUCGACUACUGCAUCGCACUGGAGUCGUUUGCCGGCUCGGACAAGGAAGCCAAUCCGGUGUUCAAGGAGUACCACGGUCUGCUGGACAUUGUUAAGAUCUCCGCCCUUAAUACGUUGGCGGCGUUUGUGCCGGAAACUCGCGAUUUGGCUUUCAAGCUGCGCCGCAGGAAGUUUGUGAUCGAGAAGUUGCACCUGCCACCGGAACUGGGCGACGACAAGGACGAAAGCGGUCAGAAGAAGCCGGCGACGAUGGGGAUGGGAUGUGCGGGGGGAGGUGGGGGAAGUAAGUUGGAUUUUUGAAUGAGUGAAGGAGAGUUGGGUGAAAUUCGUUAAGAAAUAAAUGAUUUUUACGAUAA